Medioppia subpectinata is the source of this 516-nucleotide messenger RNA. The record is from the annotation of a GenBank genome assembly. NCBI's taxonomy places the organism in Eukaryota, Metazoa, Arthropoda, Arachnida, Sarcoptiformes, Oppiidae.
AUGAGAAAGUUAGCCUCUAUCAAAAGAUUGGCCAAGAAUUUACUAGUCUGUGGAGAAGGCAAACUGUGGAUUGAUCCAAAUGAGAAUGAGAAGGUGAUGGCUGCUAGUACAUAUCACCAAGUUAGAGAAUUGAUCCAAGAGGGUAUUAUAGUGAAGAGAGAAGAUAAAAUAAAUAGCUUAGCAAAAGCUAGGGCCAGAGCGUUAGCUAAAUCAAAAGGAAGGCAUAUGGGCUAUGGUUCCAGAAAGGGAACAAAGAAUGCUCGAUUAUCAUCGAAGGUUAUUUGGAUGAAGACAAUUAGGUCUAUGAGGGAGGAACUGAAGGAGAUGAAACUGAAAGGUGAGUUGACAUCCGAUGAGUAUCGUCAAUACAAACAACAGGCUAAAGGAAAUAUGUUUAAGCUGAACAAAAAUAAUAUGAUUGAGCAUAUUUAUAAGAAAAAGGCAGAGGCAGAGAGAAUGGCAGAAUUACAAAGACAGGCAUCUGCUCUUAAUAUGAGUAGGGAACAAACUAAAUAA